AGAGCCGAGGCGGAAGUCGAGGGGCCCCUCAGGUGGAAGUGACGCUGACCCCGCUGCCCAAAAUGUCGGCGCCCAGAGGGAGGUGUAAGUAAUUAAAGAGGAAAGCCGACAGACUUUCCCGGACUCCCGGGGCUCUGCCUGGUUUCCAGGACUUCCGCUACGCAAAAGCAAGAGAAAGCCCCAAGCUACCACCGGACCUCCCACCAUGGAUGACUCCUCAAUGCCUGUGGUCCCUGCCACUCUUGCUGCUCCAGGGCCAGCACCGUCUGCCACUGCUCCUCGGGUCCCCUUUCACUGCAGCGAAUGUGGCAAGAGCUUCCGCUACCGGUCGGACCUGAGGCGCCACUUCGCCCGCCACACGGCGCUCAAGCCCCACGCCUGUCCUCGCUGCGGCAAGGGUUUCAAGCAUAGCUUCAACCUGGCCAACCACCUGCGCUCACACACCGGCGAGCGGCCCUACCGAUGCUCAGCCUGCCCUAAGGGAUUCCGAGACUCCACUGGCCUGCUGCACCACCAGGUCGUCCACACUGGUGAGAAGCCCUACUGCUGUUUGGUCUGUGAGCUCCGCUUCUCCUCUCGCUCCAGCCUGGGCCGCCACCUCAAGCGGCAGCACCGGGGCGUGCUCCCCUCGCCCCUGCAGCCCAGUCCGGGCCUGCCUCCCCUGAGCUCCCCCUGCUCAGUGUGUUGCAACGUGGGUCCCUGCUCGGUUUGUGGAGGUGGAGGGGCCGGCGGGGGAGAGGGCCUGGAGGGAGCAGGAGCGACCAGCUGGGGACUGGCAGAGGCUGCAGCUGCCGCCGCGGCCUCGCUACCCCCGUUUGCAUGUGGUGCGUGUGCCCGGCGCUUUGACCACGGCCGGGAGCUGGCUGCCCACUGGGCUGCACACACCGAUGUGAAGCCAUUCAAGUGCCCGCGCUGUGAGCGCGACUUCAAUGCGCCUGCGCUGUUGGAACGCCACAAGCUCACCCAUGACCUGCAGGGGAGCAGUGCACCCCCAACGCAGGUUUGGGCCUCCGGUGGAGGUCCGGAGGUGGCUGGAGAGGGCGACAAGGAGGAGGUGGUGGCUGUCCCGCCGACCUGGGACGCCGGGCUGCUCCUGAGCCCUACUGGGGCUGGCGUGCCCAAGCUGGAGGCACUGCUCCCCGGGGACGAGGGCACCGGGAAUGCCCGGGCUCCGGCUGCGGCAGCCGAGGCGUCCUCGGAAGACACACUGUACCAGUGCGACUGCGGGACCUUCUUCGCGUCAGCCCCGGCCUUGGCCAGCCAUCUAGAAGCGCACUCCGGCCCAGCCACCUACGGCUGCGGCCACUGUGGGGCGCUGUACGCAGCGCUUGCUGCCCUGGAGGAGCAUCGGCGUGCCAGCCACGGUGAGGGCAGCGGGGAAGCGGCCCCCGACGGUGAGGGCGAGCAGGCUGCUGGCGGGCCCGGACCCGGCUCCUCCAGCCGAGGCAAGAAAAUCUUUGGCUGUUCGGAAUGUGAGAAGCUAUUCCGUUCUCCUCGAGACCUGGAACGGCAUGUGCUGGUCCAUACCGGGGAGAAGCCGUUCCCGUGCCUGGAGUGUGGCAAGUUCUUCCGCCACGAGUGCUACCUCAAGCGCCACCGGCUGCUGCAUGGCACAGAGCGACCCUUCCCUUGCCACAUCUGCGGCAAGGGCUUCAUCACGCUCAGCAACCUCUCUAGGCAUCUGAAGCUGCACAGGGGCAUGGACUGAAAAACCAGGCCACCCCUGCCUGGAAAAGUGGUGCCACCCAGAACCCACACCGGGACCACAGUGAAGCAUCCUUCAGCAAAGGGGUCCAAGAACAUAACCGUUGGGGAAUUUCUCUCUGAAAUCUAUAGAUUCUUGACUUUGAGACCCCUCAAAUGUGGUAUGUUCAAAUCAACUGGCCUCUGAGACUGGGGACCUGGGGAUAAAAAAAACGGGUCUCCACUAACAUC
This is a messenger RNA of Acomys russatus (golden spiny mouse), 1935 nucleotides long. It is a transcript of the gene Fiz1, whose product is annotated as FLT3 interacting zinc finger 1. Gene Ontology annotation, cellular component: nucleus. The record is from RefSeq and is a predicted model, not a curated record. The transcript has 3 exons. Gene Ontology annotation, molecular function: RNA polymerase II transcription regulatory region sequence-specific DNA binding; DNA-binding transcription factor activity, RNA polymerase II-specific. Gene Ontology annotation, biological process: regulation of transcription by RNA polymerase II. Lineage: Eukaryota; Metazoa; Chordata; Mammalia; Rodentia; Muridae. Bases 206 to 1708 code for a protein of 500 amino acids.